GACUGUCAUCCUUGUACACCAGUGUUCUCCUCCACGGCCACUCCAGGGAAGUGCAUCACCUACCAGCAUACUGGAGCAAAAUGAAAGAGUUUAUUUUGAGGCCUCUGAAGUGGUACUGCCAGAGACCAUGAGCAAGAGAGAAGAGUGGACUUCAGCCUGCACAACUGGUCUUGAAACUCAAGCGGUUCAGGGUCUAGCAUUGAGUUUCUCUACUGCCACCCUUCCUACUCAAGCAAAAUCUGGGUGAAAAGAUCUGCUGGGAAAGAGCUCACUGCUUAUGUUUCUCCAUUGUGAUGAAAGCACUUGGUACAGUUUUCCAAAGAAAUUAGUCUGUUUUCUUGGUGAAGAGAAACCAAUCUGCUGUUUUCAUAGGAUUGCUCUCCCUGCUCUGUGAAAGGAAGAAAAAGCGCGCCCGAGCUCAGGAGCACCUCAGUGUCCUGUGGAAGUCUCCAUGGUGAAGGCUAGGUGGGGCCACCUGUGAACAGCGCACAGUGAAUGCUAUUCCAGAGCUGCUGCUGGCCGAUCGCACCCACGGGGAGAUGAUUCCUCAUGAAGGGCCUGGAUCCCCUACAGAAAUCAAAUGUGACUUUCCAUUUAUCAGACUAAAAUCAGAGCCCGCCAGACAGUGAAACAGUCACCGUGGAGGGGGGACGGCGAAAAAUGAAAUCCAAUCAAGAGCGGAGCAACGAAUGCCUGCCUCCCAAGAAGCGCGAGAUCCCCGCCACCAGCCGGCCCUCCGAGGAGAAGGCCACGGUCCUGCCCAGCGACAACCACCGGGCAGAGGGCGUGGCAUGGCUCCCGGGCAAUCCCGGCGGCCGCAGCCACGGGGGCGGCCGGCACGGCCCGGCGGGGACUUCGGUGGAGCUCGGUUUACAACAGGGAAUAGGUUUACACAAAGCGCUGCCCACGGGCCUGGACUACUCCCCACCCAGCGCGCCCAGGUCUGUCCCGGCGACCACGCUGCCCACGGCCUACCCGCCCCCGCCGUCAGGGACGCCGGUAUCCCCGGUGCAGUACGCUCACCUGCCACACACCUUCCAGUUCAUCGGGUCCUCCCAGUACAGCGGGCCCUACGCCGGGUUCAUCCCCUCACAGCUGAUCUCCCCCACAGCCAGCCCGGUCACCAGCGCCGCGGGCGCUGCCACUCCAUCCCAGCGCUCCCAGCUGGAGGCCUAUUCCACUCUGCUGGCCAACAUGGGCAGUCUGAGCCAAGCCUCAGGACACAAGGCUGAGCAGCAGCAGCAGCAGCACCUCGGCAGGACGCCCGGGCUGGUCACCCCCGGGUCCCCACCACCCACCCAGCAGAACCAGUACGUCCACAUUUCCAGCUCUCCGCAGAACGCCGGGCGCGCGGCCUCUCCUCCGGCCAUCCCCGUCCACCUCCACCCCCACCAGACGAUGAUCCCACACACUCUCACCCUGGGGCCCUCCCCCCAGGUCGUCGUGCAAUACACCGACUCUGGCAGCCACUUCGUGACUCGGGAGGCCUCCAAGAAAGCCGAGAGCAGCCGGCUGCAGCAGGCCAUGCAAGCCAAGGAGAUCCUCAACGGGGAGAUGGAGAAGGGCCGCAGGUAUGGGGCCCCGACCUCGGCCGACCUGGGCCUGGUGAAGGCCGGCAGCAAGGCAGUGCCUCACCCCUACGAGUCCAGGCACGUGGUGGUCCACCCCAGCCCCGCGGACUACGGCGGCCGAGACUCCUCGGGUGUCCGGGCCUCGGUGAUGGUCCUGCCCAACAGCAGCACGCCCGCGGCCGACCUGGACGUCCAGCAGGUCUCACACCGGGAGGCCUCCCCCUCCACCCUCAACGACAAAAGCGGCCUGCAUCUCGGCAAGCCGGGGCACCGAUCCUACGCGCUGUCACCCCAACAGGCCCUGGGGCCCGAGGCCGUCAAGGCCGCGGUCGCCACGCUGUCUCCGCACACAGUCAUCCAGACCACGCACAGCGCUUCGGAGCCGCUCCCGGUGGGACUGCCCGCCACGGCCUUCUACGCCGGCACACAGCCGCCAGUCAUCGGCUACCUGAGUGGCCAGCAGCAGGCCAUCACCUACGCCGGCGGCCUGCCCCAGCACCUGGUGAUCCCCGGCACCCAGCCCCUGCUCAUCCCAGUGGGCAGCGCCGACAUGGAGGGGUCGGGAGCGGCCUCGGCCAUCGUCACGUCCUCGCCCCAGUUUGCUGCAGUGCCUCAUACCUUCGUCACCACCGCCCUCCCCAAGAGCGAGAACUUCAGCCCCGAGGCCCUGGCCACGCAGGCCGCCUACCCGGCCAUGGUGCAGGCACAGAUCCACCUGCCCGUGGUGCAGUCCGUGGCGUCCCCCACGGCAGCUCCCCCCACGCUGCCUCCCUACUUCAUGAAAGGCUCCAUCAUCCAGUUGGCCAACGGGGAGCUGAAGAAGGUGGAGGACUUGAAGACGGAAGACUUCAUCCAGAGCGCGGAGAUCAGCAACGACCUGAAGAUCGACUCCAGCACGGUGGAGAGGAUCGAGGACAGCCACAGCCCGGGCGUGGCCGUGAUACAGUUCGCGGUGGGGGAGCACCGAGCACAGGUCAGCGUUGAAGUUUUGGUAGAGUAUCCUUUUUUUGUGUUUGGACAGGGCUGGUCAUCCUGCUGUCCAGAGAGAACCAGCCAACUCUUUGAUUUGCCGUGUUCCAAACUCUCCGUUGGGGAUGUCUGCAUCUCGCUUACCCUCAAGAACCUGAAGAACGGCUCUGUUAAAAAGGGCCAGCCCGCGGAUCCCGCCAGCGUCCUGCUGAAGCACUCAAAGACCGACAGCCUCGCAGGCAGUAGACACAGAUAUGCAGAGCAGGAAAACGGAAUUAAUCAGGGAAGUGCCCAGAUGCUCUCUGAGAACGGAGAACUGAAGUUUCCAGAAAAAAUAGGAUUGCCUGCAGCGCCCUUGCUCACCAAAAUAGAACCCAGCAAGCCCGCAGCCACGAGGAAGAGGAGGUGGUCGGCGCCGGAGACCCGCAAACUGGAGAAGUCAGAAGACGAGCCACCUCUGACUCUUCCUAAGCCUUCUCUAAUUCCUCAGGAGGUUAAGAUUUGCAUUGAAGGCCGGUCUAACGUGGGCAAGUAGAGGCCGCGCUUGGGAAAAGGAAAUGUGGCUCUCCCUUAUCAUUUGUAUCAAGAUUACUGUACUGUAGGCUAAAUAACACAGUAUUUACAUGUUAUCCUCUUCCUUUAGAUUUCUGUUAUAACCUUGUCAUUAGCGUUGCAGCUGGUGUUGCGCAGGAGACUGGUGCAUAUGCUCUUCCCACGUGUCUGCCAGGGAGCUGGAGCGGGAGCGGGAGCGGGCGGGCCUAGCAGGCUUCCCGGGAGCUAUGGCUCGGCGCCCCGCGCGGGCCUUGCCGGCUGCACCGCAACAUCCCCGGGCUUGACUGCGCUGGUUUCCAGUGCUCGGAGAAGGGAACUGCAGGGCGAGCGUGCGUGCGUGCCUGCGUGCGUGCGUGCGUGCAGCCAGCGAGGGUCUCUUUCUCUCUGCCUCCCUGUCUCCCUCUCUUGUUCUCAGCACGGGGUGUCCCCUGGAGGUCCUCACGUGCAAAAUAAACAUCAGGAACCCCGCGUCUGGACAUCCUAGAGAGAGAGGCAUCAGACAGCGGGUGGAAAGCUAACCGUGUAAAACAUUUCCCCCCUUCAGCAUAUUUUACAAUAAAAGCAACUUUUAAUCCUAUAGAUAUAUAUUUCCCCCUAUGGGGCCUGACUGCACUGAUAUUUUUUUUAAAGAGCAACUGCCACACGUGGGAUUUCGUUUCUGCUUUUUGAGUGCAGUGAAGUCUCCAGGGUGUCGUGUGGGCGGGGCAGCCCCUGCAGGCAUCGCUCCCCAGGGGGGCGGGGGGUAGGGAGUGGGUGCCGGAGGGGAACCCCCACUCUGAUUUCUGUGCAGUGUUAGGAAAACCAAUCAGGUUAAUCGCAUUGACUUCGCUCCCAAGAGGUAAACUGCCCUUCAGUGAGAGCCGUGGAAGGUCUUCGCAUUGGGUUUGCAAAUCUUUCGUCUUUUAACUCUAGUACUGUUUAUAGUUCAUGACUAUGAACAACUCGGGUGCCACUUUUUUCAGAUUCCAGUGUGAUGAUGUGAGGAAUGAGAUUUUGAAGAUGAGCAUCUAUCUCUAAGCACUUACAAUGCUGUUCACACUUUAUUACCAAGCAUCUUGGUCUAUCAUUCAACAAGUACUGUAUCUCACUUUAAACUCUUUGGGAAGAAAAACAAACAAACAAACAAAAACUAAGUUGCUUUCUUUUUUUCAACACUGUAACUACAUUUCAGCUCUGCAGAGUUUCUCACGAGCAAGAUAUUGAAAGUUUCGAUGUGGUUUAAAGGGAUGAAUGUGAAUUAUGAACUAGUAUGUGACCAGGAAUGACGACCAACAACAGCCUGAAGGGGGCGCUUUUCACUUUGAUGUCUGAGAGAAUUAAAGGCAGAGCUCACAGAGAAACAGAGAAAAGGGAUGGAAAUACUCAUUUUUGUCCAGUGUUUUUCUUUUUAAGAUGAACUUUUAAAGAAUCUUGCGAUUUGCACAUCUUGAGUUUAUAAUUUGUGUGAUAUUCCUGCAGUUUUUAUCCAAUAACAUUGUGGGAAAGGUUUGGGGGACUGAACGAGCAUAAAUAAAUGUAGCAAAAUUACUUUCUAACCUGCCUAAACUCUAGGCCAUUUUAUAAGGUUAUGUUCCUUUCAAAAUUCAUUUUGGUCUUUCUACUACAUCUGUCACAAAGCCAGGUCUUAGCAGGACAACUCUGAGAAUUUUCUUCAGAUUCAUUGAGAGAGUUUUCCAAAAAGACAUUUAUAUAUGUGAGCAAGUU
This is a messenger RNA of Condylura cristata (star-nosed mole), 4796 nucleotides long. RefSeq names its product ataxin 1 (gene ATXN1). Bases 661 to 3075 code for a protein of 804 amino acids. Gene Ontology annotation, molecular function: protein binding; RNA binding. Lineage: Eukaryota; Metazoa; Chordata; Mammalia; Eulipotyphla; Talpidae. The transcript has 7 exons. The record is from RefSeq and is a predicted model, not a curated record. Gene Ontology annotation, biological process: nervous system development; negative regulation of transcription by RNA polymerase II. Gene Ontology annotation, cellular component: nucleus.